This is a messenger RNA of Microthlaspi erraticum, 483 nucleotides long. The record is from the annotation of a GenBank genome assembly. NCBI's taxonomy places the organism in Eukaryota, Viridiplantae, Streptophyta, Magnoliopsida, Brassicales, Brassicaceae.
AUGGCAAGUGGAAUUGCUCGUGGGCGUUUGGCGGAGGAGAGGAAAUCGUGGAGGAAGAAUCAUCCUCAUGGUUUUGUGGCGAAGCCGGAGACUGCAUCUGAUGGGACUGUGAAUCUAAUGAUUUGGCAUUGCACAAUUCCUGGUAAAGCUGGGACUGAUUGGGAAGGAGGAUUCUUCCCAUUGACGUUGCACUUCAGCGAGGACUAUCCGAGCAAGCCUCCCAAAUGCAAGUUUCCUCCUGGUUUCUUCCACCCUAAUGUCUAUCCAUCCGGAACUGUCUGCCUAUCAAUCCUCAACGAGGAUUACGGAUGGAGACCAGCAAUCACGGUGAAGCAGAUUCUUGUCGGUAUUCAGGAUUUGCUUGACACACCUAAUCCUGCUGACCCUGCACAGACCGAUGGUUAUCAUCUCUUCAUUCAGGAUCCAGCUGAGUACAAGAAGAGGGUUAAGUCGCAAUCCAAGCUGUAUCCUCCAAUUGUCUAA